CCAGUGGCCAGAGCACCGCCCCCAGGAGCGGAGGGAGGGGUGGCGGAGCUGGGGGGGGUGCCCAGCUGCCAUCCCCGCCGUCUCCUGGCCCCCACUCUCUGGCACCCAAGUAGGAGGGCGGCAGCUGCCCGCUCCCUCCUCCCACACCCCCGCUACCUGCCCAGUCCCCGAAGCGAAGCCUGAGGAGGCUGCGAGCCAGUCGGGCGAGCCCACAACUUUGCAGCCUCGGGGAAGACCAGGGUUGCGUCCGGGGCUCCUCCUGUCGCGACUGGAGCUGGGAAUGUAAUCGAGGAUGCUGGCCUUGCGGCUGCUCAACGUGGUGGCCCCCGCCUACUUUCUUUGCAUUUCCCUGGUGACCUUCGUACUGCAGCUCUUCCUCUUCCUGCCCAGCAUGCGUGAGGACCCCGCAGCCACCCCGCUCUUCUCGCCUGCCGUGCUUCACGGGGCGCUCUUCCUGUUCCUCUCAGCCAAUGCCCUGGGCAAUUACAUCCUGGUCAUCCAGAACUCCCCAGACGACCUGGGUGCCUGCCAGGGUACCUCGUCCCAGAGACCUCAGUGCCCACCACCCAGCACCCACUUCUGCCGAGUGUGCUCCCGAGUCACGCUGAGGCACGACCAUCAUUGUUUCUUCACCGGCAACUGCAUCGGCAGCAGGAACAUGCGCAACUUCAUCCUGUUCUGCCUCUACACCUCACUGGCCUGCCUUUACUCCAUGGUGGCCGGAGUGGCCUACAUCUCAGCUGUCCUUUCCAUCUCCUUCGCCCACCCCCUGGCCUUCCUCACGCUCCUGCCCACUUCAAUCAGCCAGUUCUUCUCCGGAGCUGUCCUCGGUUCUGACAUGUUCGUCAUCCUCAUGCUCUACCUCUGGUUUGCUGUCGGCCUGGCCUGCGCCGGUUUCUGCUGCCACCAACUGCUGUUGAUCCUCCGGGGGCAAACCCGCUACCAGGUUCGAAAGGGGGUGGCUGUGAGAGCCCGGCCUUGGCGCAAGAACUUACAGGAGGUCUUCGGAAAGAGGUGGCUGCUUGGCUUGCUGGUUCCCAUGUUCAAUGUCGGCACUGAGAGCUCGAAGCAGCAGGACAAAUAGCUGGCAAGCACUCCAGCCAUUUCUGUGUCUCAGUUUCUCCUGAACGUAAGCCCACAGCACCCUUGUCUCCACCUGUGACACACCACACCCUCGCCUAGGAAGGGCCUCAUAUCCGCCCCAGGUCUUAGUCCUCAGAGGAUAUAUUAACAGGUGCAUCCAGAUACGGAAGGGAAAUGACUACCUGGGCACCACUAGGCUGCUCAAGGGCCAGCCAGGAAGGGAGCUGCUAAACUGUUAAGGUGUUUCUACUUCAAGUUUUUUCUUUUCUGGGAAGCCCUUCCCUGCCUUCUGCCUGGCCCAUCCACUCUUAUGUCUCAGGUCAUUGAUGCUUUUGCUAAAGCCCUUCUCCUUGUGUUGAUAGUGGAGACUACGUUCUUGUAGCUGGCAGGAGAUUCCACAGAACCUAAAGGCUGGUAAAAGGUAGUUGCCAUGCAUGAGAGACAGUCGAGUAAGCUUUGCCAACUGCUGGUGAGAAUAGGAAGAGGUGGGGAUCCACCCUCAUCCCUGUGAGGGGUAGUCAGUAGUAUUUGCGUUGGAGAGGAGAGGAGCAUAGGCACUUGCUGCUCAGCCCAAAUGCAAGGCCCUUUCCCCAGAGACAGCAAUCAAUGGCCUGGUGUUCUUAAAUGCUGUUCUUUGCUCAACCUGAGCCCAUCUAACCUGGCCAGCCCAGCCCAGGAGUUAGCUGGAUAGUUCUUUUCUCUGGAAUUCCUCUGGCCUUUCCCUUUUAUCUCUAGUCUCAAGAUUUUUUGCUAGAUAUUAGGAAGGGAAGAAGGGAGAGAGAAGAGGGAAUUACUUACCCAUAAGUAAUAAGAGGAGUGUGUUUCUUAUAUAGCCUUAUAUAAUUGUGUGUGUGUGUGUGUGUGUGUGUGUGUGUGUGUGUGUGUGUAAGAGGGGGUGGAGGUGAGGAGUGUUGUUAUGAUCAUGGACAGAGAGUGAGUAUUGGAGGGGAAGGCGGGAGGGGCAAAUGGGUUAACUCUUUUGUAACCAAAGCCAGCCAGUGUUUAAAUGUUACCUGG
Rattus rattus (black rat) is the source of this 2100-nucleotide messenger RNA. It is a transcript of the gene Zdhhc22, whose product is annotated as zinc finger DHHC-type palmitoyltransferase 22. Bases 293 to 1084 code for a protein of 263 amino acids. The transcript has 3 exons. Gene Ontology annotation, molecular function: palmitoyltransferase activity. The record is from RefSeq and is a predicted model, not a curated record. NCBI's taxonomy places the organism in Eukaryota, Metazoa, Chordata, Mammalia, Rodentia, Muridae. Gene Ontology annotation, biological process: protein palmitoylation. Gene Ontology annotation, cellular component: Golgi apparatus.